AUGGGCGAAGCAGAGGCAGCUCACGCGCCGUCGGGUGACCCUCGACAUGCCAAGUAUUAUUUUGCUUACGGCAGCAACCUACACAUGAAGCAGAUGCAGCGCAGAUGUCCCAAGAGCAAGUACGUCGGCUUUGGGCGGCUACCCAACUUCCGAUGGCAAAUCAACGAGCGCGGGUAUGCCAACGUCGUAUACGCAGAGGGGCACUGGGUCGAUGGUCUGGUGUACGAGAUUGAGGAGACGGAUGAGGAGAAGCUCGACAUCAGCGAGGGCGUCUCCAAGGGCGCCUAUGAGAAGCAGCAUAUGCAGGUCAGGGUCAAGCUGGCCUGCUGCUCGCUGUAUCGCCGCUCUGUUCCCUGGAUUGUGUCCCGCGGCGGGCCAUGUCGCGUUCGCAAGAGUGCCAAGCACAGCCAUCGGAAGACGACCGCCACCAUUGAUAGAGAGACCGACAAUGUGCUGGUGUAUAUAAGCCUGGUGCACGUGGUCGAUAGCAGCCCCAAAGAGGAGUACAUCGAUCGCAUCAACCGUGGGCUCAAGGACGCAGCGUCUCUCGGCAUGGAUGAUGACUAUAUUCGCAACUGCAUUCGGCCCUUUGUACCAGAAUCAGGUGGCUCAAGCCAGGAAACACCCACGCCUACGAGAUCAAAUUCGCCGCGAGCAAGUGAAGCUGGAGUAUAA
Metarhizium brunneum ARSEF 3297 is the source of this 675-nucleotide messenger RNA. RefSeq lists its product as uncharacterized. Lineage: Eukaryota; Fungi; Ascomycota; Sordariomycetes; Hypocreales; Clavicipitaceae. Gene Ontology annotation, molecular function: gamma-glutamylcyclotransferase activity. The record is from RefSeq and is a predicted model, not a curated record.